AUGGCCGAAGCAAUUGCUUUCGACAUCGCCGCACGGCUCAUUACCAAAUUGGGCUCCAGUGCUCUCUCUCAAAUCGGACUGUGGUGGAAUUUCAAAGAUGACCUCGACAAUCUCAAACGCACCAUCACCAGAAUCCAAGCUGUGCUGCUUGACGCGGAGGAGCGAUCGGUGACCAGCAAUCUUGUCAAAGUUUGGCUUCAUGAGCUGAAAGAUGCACUGUAUGAUGCGGAAGACUUGGUGGAUGAUGUCCAUACUGAAGCCUUGCGGAAGGAUCUGAUGAGUGGGAACAAGCUGACGAAAGAGGUACGUGAUUUCUUCUCAAGAUCAAACCAGUUUGCUUAUGGCCUCAAAAUGGGUCGUAAAAUCAAGGCCAUUAAGGCCAGAUUUACUUCCAUUCAAGGUCAGGCCAGUGAGUUAAAGUUGGUAGAGCGUGACCUUUCGGUUGAAACCCUUUUCAUGGCCAAAAGGAGGCAGCAAACACACUCUUUUGUGGGUAAAGAUGAGAUAAUAGGGAGAGAAGAUGAUAAAGCAGCUCUUCUAGAACUCUUGCAAGACAAUGAGUUUCAAAGUGAAGAGAAUGUUAUCAUGGUUCCAAUCGUGGGGAUUGGAGGCUUGGGAAAGACUGCGUUGGCGCAGCUUAUCUAUAAUCAUGAAAGGGUUAAAGAUCAUUUUGAGUUGAGGAUGUGGGUUUGUGUUUCCGAUGUUUUUGAUGUGAAAACAAUAGUGGCAAACAUUAUCAAAUCAGUGACUCAUCAAGCACCCAAUCAAAAUCUCGAGAUGGAUCAAUUGCAAACACAGCUUCGAGAUAAAAUUGAUGGGAAAAAAUACUUGCUUGUUUUGGAUGAUAUUUGGAACGAGGAGGGAGAACAAUGGUUUAGCUUAAAGAAGUUACUGAUGGGUGGGACUAGAGGAAGUAGAAUAAUAGUAACUACUCGCUCUCAUAGAGUAGCAAAGGUUACUAGUAAAUGUCAACCCUAUGUUUUGAAAGGCUUGUCUGAUGAUGACGCUUGGUCUUUGUUCAAACAAAUAGCAUUUGAGCAAAGAGAUGCGGACUCAACAAAUCCAGUCUUUUUGGAUACAGGAACGCAGAUUUUGGAAAGGUGCGGUGGGGUUCCCUUAGUCAUAAGGACUAUAGCUAGUACGUUAUCCAUUAAAGAAACUGAAAGAGAGUGGCGUUCUUUCAAAGAUAAUGAAUUUGCUAGAAUAUCUCAAAAAGAUGGUGAAAUUUCGCCUACACUCAAACUGAGUUAUGACCAUCUUCCAGCCCAUUUGAAGCAUUGCUUUGCUUAUUGCAGACUGUUUUGUAAAGCAAUCAGAGCCGAAUCAAUCACUCGAAGAGAUUGGGUUGGAUUAUUUUAA
Molecule: messenger RNA, 1359 nt
Organism: Hibiscus syriacus
Lineage: Eukaryota; Viridiplantae; Streptophyta; Magnoliopsida; Malvales; Malvaceae
Product: putative disease resistance protein RGA3
Exons: 2
Coding region: 1-1359 (452 amino acids)
Biological process (GO): defense response to other organism
Molecular function (GO): ADP binding
Source: RefSeq, a predicted model, not a curated record